AGAAUUUUGAUGCAAACUGCGCAGAUCAUCUGUCACGCCCAAUUAUAGGGUCUUUGCUGUGGAGGUCACCUCUCGAGGUUCCCGUCUUCGCUCUCAGACGACGCGGCUGUAGAGGUUGAGGCCAGUUGCUUCAUCGCUCGGUUCUCCAGCCGAAGUCGAAGCCGGAAACAACAUCAUGUUUCGUUCGGCAGCCAAUACGGGCCAAUUGCACGCUUGACAGAUUCCAGAACCAGCCAAAUGCCUAGGGCGAUCGACUUUCUACGCCAACCCUGAGUAGCGCUUCCACAGCGAUCCGGGGUCAACGCAUGCCGUCAUCGCGCCUGCCAACGACAGACGCUAGAAAUGACAGUGACAGAACUUCCAGUGCGUUUUCAUGACCACAGCUCUCUACUACCAAGCUAUUCAAGUUCAAUAUCGACUAGGCGCCCGUAUCGUUUGAGCGCUCGAUGAUCGAGAGAGCCUGCCAUUCAUUCAGCACCAUUGAUAUCGAUCCUCAUGGUUUCCCCUACGAUAACUCUCCUGCUGUGGACCGCUUUGUCGCCAUGCGUGUCCGCACAACUCUCUUCGAUCCUGUCAUCCCUAUCCUUCACGCCAGUACCGAGCAGUCUUGUAACCGAGGUCACACCCGAAUCAUCGUCCUCAUCCUUUGCAUCUCUGUCAGUUUUGCGCAAUGGUAGCACGACAACAUAUCAAUCGUCGACGACGGAGGAAGUAAUUGGCAUAACAGGCCUUGCUCCGACUGCAUCCGGGAACGCCACCGCGUCGACAUCCACUACAGCUCGCGCACGGUCAACACAGAACACAACGCCCUGCAAUGGACACCCAGAGUACUGUAGCAGGCGGUUUUCAAACGUGUCUAUGGUCGUUGCUCACAACAGCCCAUUCGUAAGACCGCGUAAUGCUGCCAGUAAUCAAGUGCUUGAGGUCAUCACUCAGCUUACCGAUGGUAUUCGAGGACUUCAGUUCGAAACGCAGAAGCCAAAUUCUUCGAGCCCCAUUCGCCUUUGCCACACUUCCUGCGACCUACUUGAUGCCGGAACCCUCGAAUCGUACCUCGCUACUGUGAAAGGGUGGCUUGACGACAACCCCUAUGAAGUCAUCGCUAUCAUUAUGGGCAACAACAACGGUCAAGAUACACGCAAUUCGGCGACAGAUUAUAUACAUCCGUUUCAGGAUUCAGGCAUAUUGGAGUACGUGUGGACACCACCCGCGAGGAAUUUGAACUUGACUGAAUGGCCCACACUGUCUGAAAUGAUCCUGCGGAACGAGCGCGUAGUCGUGAUGAUCGACUACAACGCCGACCAGGAUGCCGUACCUUGGUUGCUCAGCGAGUUUGACUACCAGUGGGAGACACCCUUCUCGCCCACGGACCCAUUGUUCCCUUGCACCCAGCAGCGCCCGCCCAACCAGGCCGAAGAUGUCUCUCGCAACCGCAUGUACAUGUUGAAUCACAAUCUCAACGUCGAGAUCGCUAUCGCGGGAGCAAGUAUACUUGUACCGGCAUACGGUCUUCUAGACCAAGUCAACGCUGAUUCUGGGAAUGGCAGUCUGGGCACGAACAUCCAGGGUUGCGAGGAGAUGUGGGGUCGUCCACCAAAUUGGCUGCUCGUCGACUACUACAAUUUUGGCAACUUUAACGGAUCUGUCUUCCAGGUAGCGGCGACUGCCAACGGUGUUCCGUACGAUCGCGACUCAUGUUGUGGUGAGCUGCGCAAGGCGAGCGGGUCCACUGCACUCGGAAUUGAUAGGUCGUGGCUGUAUGCCGCUGUUAGCAUUGCUGUCACAGCUGUCGUACUUUUGUGAACGCCGGCAUUCGGUGUGCGCUGUAUCUCCUUUCGUUGUCUAACCGUUUCUCAGAGUAGACGCUUUUUUCCAAUCAUUGUUAUAGGCGUUCUGCAUAGCAGCACGGAAAGCAAAAGGCGUUGAGUAGCUUUAUUUUGUGCGAUGCUCAUCAGCGUUUCACUUACUUACUGCUACUUUUCCGAGGCAUCAAUCACAUCAUUAUAUCUUGA
Messenger RNA from Didymella exigua CBS 183.55, 2012 nucleotides. RefSeq names its product PLC-like phosphodiesterase. Gene Ontology annotation, molecular function: phosphoric diester hydrolase activity. Gene Ontology annotation, biological process: lipid metabolic process. Lineage: Eukaryota; Fungi; Ascomycota; Dothideomycetes; Pleosporales; Didymellaceae. The record is from RefSeq and is a predicted model, not a curated record. The transcript is spliced from 2 exons. The coding region runs from base 496 to 1803 and encodes 435 amino acids.